Aspergillus oryzae RIB40 is the source of this 405-nucleotide messenger RNA. RefSeq lists its product as uncharacterized. Lineage: Eukaryota; Fungi; Ascomycota; Eurotiomycetes; Eurotiales; Aspergillaceae. The transcript is spliced from 4 exons. The coding region runs from base 1 to 405 and encodes 134 amino acids. The record is from RefSeq and is a predicted model, not a curated record.
AUGGAGCGCGACUCCAACUCGCUUGUCAACGAGGUCCUUCGACAUAGCCUUGCGCUGUGCCGUCCUGAGAAGCUCCUCAUCGUCAUGAUUCCCGCGAUAAGGGAAAAUCGUAAGGACUGGGUAACACGCCAGCGCUUUAAAAAGCUACAAAGUACAGCCCAGGAUGUGAUAUCACCACGAGCAUGUAUCGCGACUCUGCGGAAAUCGCAGACUACGGAUGAAGGCACAUAUAACGACACAGACAACAUUGUGAAGAUUUCUAGACAUCCACGAAAGUCCAUUCCAUUCAUUGAGCAGGUUACGAGAACCCGCCCUAAAAUAAGAGGUACCAGAAAAAAUAAAAAGAGUGACACUGUUAGAGAAAAGGCCGGAAAUGAAGUCGCAAAGAGCAGCAUUAAGCUCUGA